Molecule: messenger RNA, 3762 nt
Organism: Ciona intestinalis (vase tunicate)
Lineage: Eukaryota; Metazoa; Chordata; Ascidiacea; Phlebobranchia; Cionidae
Source: RefSeq, a predicted model, not a curated record
AAGCCAUUUAACCUAAACCGUUUCGAUAAUGUUUUCAUGUAGGCCUAUAUACAUUAUAGAGUUAGUAAUCGUGUAUUGCGUGUUUUAGCUUCAAGUCUUAUUUCCAGAAGUAAAACUUUAUAUAAAACGUGUAACACUAUUAAGUCUGUGCAUAUAGCAUAGAUUACUAAAUAAAAAUGUGUUUUAGUAUACAAAGGUAUCACAAAAACAUAUAUUUAAACCAAAUAAUGUUGUUGUUUCGUAACCACAGUACAUUGGCACAAAAAUAUGUUUCUAAACAUUUAUUAUUUUUCUUUACAAUAUUCGUCAAGUUAUACACGCGUGAAUUGCUAUAAAAGUAAAGCUUAUGUUACGACUUUUUUAACCGUGUAUACAACGAUCGUACUAAAAUUGAAUUAUUCCGGUUCGGAUAAUUUCCGAUGUGAACCGCUUGCACGGAUCGGUUAAAACGUAAUUACGACGUGUUUGCUAGACGACGAGUCUGCAGCAAAUCGACCCGUGGGAAAUCUAGCUUGUCCUAUGUAAAGCGAACUUUAUUUGGUUAACGUAAUUGUCACUCUUAAUGUCAGAUGAUUUGUCUGCCUGAUCAGUUCGCAUCGAUGCGCUGAUCGACAGUUUUGAGCCAUAUUUCACUCGUUCAAACGACCAAUGUAAACGCAGUCCACAUUACAUUGCUCAGUUUCAAACAAAACAUUUUCAAAUCCAGCAUGACAACUGAACGUCUUAUUUUAUUUGAUGACGUCAUGUUUUACGCACCAAAACAACUUUUAAUUACGCAGGCAUAUUAAAAUUCUUAUGGCACAUGUUACGUAUUUAUGAACACUUUAAUGACAUUACUCAUUAAAUCGCAUUUAUGGUCGUUCACGUUAAGAGUUUUUGUAAAUGAUAGCGGCAUGCAUUACUGCAGUCAGGUAGAUAAACUCACAAGAGCAAAGCGUCAUUCCCAGCUGCUAUAACGUCAUUUCUGCGGCCACUAUUUCCGUCAGAAGUGGAAAAGACAACGGUCGAUGUAACGAUUUAGAUUCUUCAAUUAUUUAUUGUCGUUUCGCUGGCGAAUGUAACCAUUUCGGGUUCAUGUUUUAAAGUUGUCACUUGGAAGUAAGCUUGUUCAUCGCUAAGACAGUUACAGCUACAGUGGAUCGGCUUGAUCGAUUUUAAAACACGAGUCAUUGCUCGCCCGGAUUCCAAUUUAAUCGCCACCAAAGGUCUAGCAGACGCAGAUUGAGUGAGACAGAAACAGUAGUCGCAGAGAGAAUGUGCUUUCCAGCUUUUAUGGUCCUCCCUUUUGCGUAGGCGGACCUCCACUUUUAAUUAAACUGUCACCUCUGAUCGUUACUUUAGAUAAAAAUGACGAAAUAUUUAUAUAUAACUUUUCAGAAAGUCGUUUAUGAAGAUGAGAAUGAGAAGAUUUUAGCUUCCAGUGCAGCAUUUUAAACCAUCAGUAAUGUUUAAACACUUUUAUCUCGUUAAAGAGUUAUAUAUGUCUUGCGAUCCGUAGCAAAUAUCCAUCAGUUAUGAAUAAUUUAUCAGUUACCCUUCAACGCUCGUCACGCAUGUGUGUUAAUGUUGUCAUAUACGAAUACUGAAAUAUCGCCUACAGGCUAAUUUUUAGCCAGGAAGAAUAUUUGUUGUGUUUACGAAAGCAGAUCAAGGAAGUGACUUGAAUUAGCUGCUAUUUUUUCGGGGCAUGUGCUUAGCAAAGCUAUCAUAUCAACGUCUGUUGAAUUUCCCUGUACUGGCGGGCUUGACCCGUCUAUAUGACGUAACAGUGGUGUGUAUUAAAGGACGUAGUAGACGUACGGUGUAAUUGGUAAUACUACUGUACUGUAUAUAAAGCGACAGACCGAGAUUGCGAUUUAUAAACUAGAAUAUGAUAUUAUUUCGCUUGUUCGCCAUUUAUUGAAGAAACUAACAAAGUAGUCAAGCACUGGACGGAAGAAUUAAACAGUUUUAUAUUGGUAUUAGCAUUUCAACUAUGACCACGUACAGUACCGAGGCAACUUCGAGCUGGACCACGCAACAUAACAAUUCCAGCGCCAAAUGCGAACCUCCAAACAUAGUACAGUUUUAUGCGGAAGGUAUUCCUGCGUAUGUCUUCCUUCCUUUCCAUGUGUUUCUCGUCAUAUCACUUACAGUUUUCAGGAGGAACUUGCAUCGACGUGUGGUGAACCUUUACAUUCUGAACGUGGUAGCCGCUAACACGCUGUCUUGUUUGUGGAGGUGUGUUCAAUACUCUGUCGAUCUGCAACUUUGGAAGUAUAAACAUGAAGAACUUAUAAGCUGGGGAAGCGGCCUUAACUUGUGGUGGCUUAUUUCAAUUUCUAUGUCAAUGACGCUUCUUCUCGGGUCCACUGGCUCGAUUAUGCUCGCCAUAAUGGCGAUGCGCAACUCAGUGUUCCAUGUACACAGAACAGUAGCGGGAUUCAGUGUUUACCAACAACCUGAGGAAGACAUCCCAGCAGCGGUGGUGCAGCACCGUACCAAGUUUAAAGCGUGGCGCUCGAAAAAUCCAUCAAAAUUUGCUCUGGGCUUGAUUUCGGUAAACUGGCUCGUCGCAAUUUUGUUUCUUAUAGUAAGUCUUUCAUUGCAAGACUGCCUAGCGACUUGUGAAUGUCUGUUCGGCUUCGUAUCACGAAGUGAAAUGAACGUCUGCAAAUCACCAAAAGCAACGUGUUUAAAUAAGGACCCGCCGAUGCAUGCCAACGCUGUCAUUUUAUCCAUCGUCAUUUGGUUUCUAUCAGUUACCUCGUUGGUCGUUAUCUUAGUGAGGUUCGGCAUCGACUAUAAGAACUUUAAGUUUAAAGUAGUCGAGUCGUUAAGAGUAAAGAACAAUUCGGUUGAAACUGCAAGUCGGAACAUAUCAUCCAGAGAAGACGAUCUUGUGGUGCAAAACUCGGCAGGGCGGUCGCUGCCAACACCGGAGAGAAGAUUCCGUGCCCCUACUAGCAUGCUGCUACGGAGUUUGCGGAGGAAAAUCCUCUCACUCGUCUUCGUGUCAGUGAUCUUUGGCGCUGGAACAGGCUACCGGGAAAUACGGGACCUUAUUUCUUUUUUCCAGAGCAUUUUAAUGAAAGACACGGGCACACAACACGUUCUUAACCCGUUUUCUUCUGCUAUAGAGAUUAUAUCAUCAGUAGUUCUUUGCUGGGUUGCGCGCGGAACGCAGACUGCUUUGCGAUCAGCCUUCAGAGCCAUUAUACAUGCUCUAAACUGUCGACCUACGUGAGCAGUGUAUCAAUUGAUUUAGCAUAUACGUACACACGACUCUGUACAUUCAUUGUAUAGCUAUCUUGCCAAUAUAAACGUAAGCCUAAACAAGUAUAAUGUGAGAAUUUUCGCACUAUGGAAAUUAUUCGACAGUAUUCCAGUCUGAACCGAACAAAGCACACUCGCUAUAAAUACAUUAAAAAAGUUAGGGUGGGGUAAGAUGGGACAUGUUUUAAUUUUAUUUUCUCGUCCCAUUUAGCAGUAAUCAAAGAAUAUUAACAAAAAUAUAUAACCCCAGCUCCGCGACUCUGAAAUACCUUGUUAAUUGUUUAAAACGCGGUCAACAAAUACAUGAUUUAGAUUUUAGAUGCUAACAAGUAUCCUCUCCUACUCCGCAGUACUAUAUCAGUAAUAUUGCUUUUGGGCUAUUACAGUUUUCCUAUAUCUGUUGAAUUUCUUUGUUUCGUGCUAAUGAAGCCCUACCUGUUGCUUGUGAAAAAGCAACUUACUUUACUGCGAACAUAAACCCAAAGUAAUACAUUGGUUUUGAAAGUU